Messenger RNA from Acaromyces ingoldii, 1100 nucleotides. Its product is annotated as nicotinate-nucleotide diphosphorylase. Gene Ontology annotation, cellular component: cytoplasm. The record is from RefSeq and is a predicted model, not a curated record. Gene Ontology annotation, molecular function: nicotinate-nucleotide diphosphorylase (carboxylating) activity. Gene Ontology annotation, biological process: quinolinate catabolic process; NAD+ biosynthetic process. Lineage: Eukaryota; Fungi; Basidiomycota; Exobasidiomycetes; Exobasidiales; Cryptobasidiaceae. The transcript is spliced from 4 exons. Bases 98 to 1039 code for a protein of 313 amino acids.
AAGGCCGAGUCCCGAAUUUGGCGACUGGAUUUCCUCAUCACUCGCAGCAAGCAGCAAGCUGCUUCCCAACUCUCCUCCGACGACACCCUGAGCAAGCAUGACAUUGCCAAACUACGCUGCGCUGCUGCCGCCCAGCUGGAAGACACAGGUGUCUGCCUGGCUCGCCGAGGACUGCCCCGCCUUUGACUGGGGCGGCUUCGUCGUGGGCGAUGCGCCUCGCACGGCGCAUCUGCUCGCAAAGGCACCGGGCAUCCUCGCCGGCGUCCCCUUUUUCAAUGCCGUCUUUGAUCAGCUCGGCUGCACCGUCGAGUGGAAGUUUAAGGAAGGCGAUGCGAUCCAGCUGCACGGAGGCAAGAGGGUUGUCGUGGCUGUCGUCAAGGGUCCCGUCCGAAACCUGCUCCUGGGUGAGCGGGUGGCCCUCAACACCCUUGCCAGAUGUAGUGGUGUCGCCACGGCCUCAAGGGCCUUCCUCGACAAGGCUCGCAACGCUGGCUUCAAGGGCAUCGUCGCCGGUACUCGGAAGACUACGCCCGGAUUCCGGCUCGUCGAAAAGUACGGCAUGGUCGUGGGCGGCGUCGACAUGCACCGCUACGACCUCUCGUCGAUGGUCAUGCUCAAGGACAACCACAUCUGGGCCACCGGCAGCAUCACCAAUGCCGUCCAAAAGGCCCGCUCCGUCGCCGGCUUCUCCCAGCGCAUCGAUGUCGAGGUGCAGUCGUACGACGAGGCCGUCGAGGCCAUCAAGGCUGGAGCCGACGUCAUUAUGCUCGACAAUCUCACGGGCGAUGCGCUGGUGCAGUGCGCACAGCGCCUCAAGACGGAGCUUCAUGCGAGCCGCGGCGUCGCCGGUGGCCGGAGCUUCCUCCUCGAGAGCAGCGGGGGCAUCGACAUUGACAAUGUCGCCGGUGGCCACGUCGACGAUGCCAUCGACAUCAUCAGCACGAGCGCCAUCCACCAGUCGACAAAGCACAUUGACUUUUCCCUCAAGGUCGAUCCUUCGUCCGCUUCCUCGUCCUCGGACCAGUCCACUGCAGUCUGAUCAUUCUAGGUGUACAAUUGUCAUUUUGUUUUUUUCUACUCGUCCUCUGGCCCUUGCCCUC